CAGUUGUUUCACUGAAUACGGCUUCAAUAAGCUCACUACUCACAUUCCCAAAUACAUAGAAAGAUACAGUGCGACCACGACGUUUUGACCGGGUGUACAUUUUUAUGUUAAGAUUAUGGGGUGCUGGAGAUUCUCGGCAGUGAAUCUUGUUCUUCUGUCUUUCUGUAAGUAUUGUUUUAUUUGCUACUCACUCCGUAUUCACUUUUAAGUGUUCAGUGUCCAUUGUUUCUUCAAUUUCGUGAUGUUGUGAAGGGGGAGGAGGAGCAAAUGUUUAUUCAAAGGAGGUUCUGGUCAUGUAAAACAGACUCUCAAAACUACUCUAUUUAUGAAAUACGACAAGAAUACGUUUCUUCAGUGGAAAAGUGGCGAAGGUGUUAUUUUCUCAAUAUCAUAUAUGUGAUGGAAUAGCAGACCUAAUGAAAAUAAACUGUCACGUCAUAUAUUAUUUCUUCCUUUCCCUCUAUUUGUUUAAAUCUAUUUUUUGUAUUUACUUUAGCUGUGUGAUUUAUUAAACCAGUAGUUUUACCACAUGUAACAUAUCAUUUGUAUGUGCUUAACCAGGUACUGUCCUGGCAGUCACCUAAACUAAAUCAAUAGGAAGAGUCCUCGGAACCUCUGGAGGCACAUAAUCAAAUUGAAAUGACUGCAUUGUAAACCAUGAUCCAAGUCACCCAAUCUGGUGAAAAAUAUUUCUGACACUUGACAGUCCUUUAGCUAUGCCUGUUUUAUUUAUUAUCAGCAGACUUUGAAUGUUUAAUGGUAUUUCACUUGAAAUCAUGUAUUGUUUACUUGGAUGUUCAAUGUGUUGCCACUAUUAACAGAAUCUGAAGUAAACUAAACUAACUCUAACAUUUGUCUCAAACAAUUUCCCACAAUCAUUUCAGAUUUUAUUUUAAUAUGAAGUCAAUAAGCUACACCAACAACUCACAAACAUUAUUUAUUAUUUAUUUAAUUAUAUAAAAAUAAACAAUCAUGGCUUGAACAUUACAUCAAUGUAAAUGUGAAUCAAAAUCCAAAACAAGUUUAUUAGACCCGGUCUCAGUAGCUGUGAUAGUGAAAAGAUACAAUAGAACUGUGAUGUGAUGCGACCACAUCAAUUUUUUAAACUGCUGCCAUCUGUAAAGAAAAUGUCCAAACAGGAAAUUGAUUCUGAGUCUCAAUUAUCCCUGCUGCAUGCAAACAGAGCUACUUCUCCUCAGGGAAUACAAGAUUGGAAACACUGAUAUAGAUUGAGGAGGAGAUUGUAGCUCAUGUACAGUCUGUAGGCAUUGUUACUGUAGAAGUAGCAGGGAAACUCCUCACUUGACCCAUUUUCAGUGUGUCCUUUUGAUGACUUAAAAAAUUGCACACUUACUGCUUACAAGUGACUAGAGGCUGAGGAGGCUGAGGAGGAGUUCGGAGGUCAUGUAGCCUACUGUAAGUACUUUAGAGGAAAUGGUGAACUUCUCGCAUGUUAUGAAGAAGAUUACUCCUGGGCUAUAGCACCAACUUAAAACUCAUUGAUAUUCACGCUACAGAACUUAGUAAGAGUUGAGUAUAUCUUCUUGUGAAAUAUGUAUCUUCUCACAUGACCUACAGUACCAGUCAAAAGUUUGGACACACCUACUUAUUCAAGGGUUUUUCUUUAUUUUUACUAUUUUCUACAUUGUAGAAUAAUAGCGAAGACAUCAAAACUAUGAAAUAACACACAUGGAAUCAUGUAGUAACCAAACAAAGUGUUAAAUAAAUCAAAAUAUAUUUUAUAUUUGAGAUUCUUCAAAUAGCCACCCUUUGCCUUGAUGUCAGCUUUGCACACUCUUGGCAUUCUCUCAACCAGCUUCACCUGGAAUGCUUUUCCAACAGUCUUGAAGGAGUUCCCACAUAUGCUUAGCACUUGUUGGCUGCUUUUCCUUCACUCUGCUGUCCGACUCAUCCCAAACCAUCUCAAUUUGGUUGAGGUCGGGGGAUUGUGGAGGCCAGGUCAUCUGAUGCAGCACUCCAUCACUCUCCUUCUUGGUAAAAUAGCCCUUACACAGCCUGGAGGUGUGUUGGGUCAUUGUCCUGUUGAAAAUCAAAUGAUAGUCUCACUAAGCCCAAACCAGAUGGGAUGGCGUAUUGCUGCAGAAUGCUGUUGUAGCCAUGCUGGUUAAGUGUGCCUUGAAUUCUAAAUAAAUCACAGACAGUGUCACCAGCAAAGCACCCCCACACCAUAACACCUUCUCCUCCAUGCUUUACGGUGGGAACUACACAUGCGGAGAUCAUCCGUUCACCCACACUGCGUCUCACAAAGACACAGCGGUUGGAACCAAAAAUCUCAAAUUUGGACUCCAGACCAAAGGACACAUUUCCACCAGUCUAAUGUACAUUGCUCGUGUUUCUUGGCCCAAGCAGGUCUCUUCUUCUUAUUGGUGUCCUUUAGUAGUGGUUUCUUUGCAGCAAUUCGACCAUGAAGGCCUGAUUCACACAGUUCCCUCUGAACAGUUGAUGUUGAGAUGUGUCUGUGACUUGAACUCUGUGAAGCAUUUAUUUGGGCUGCAAAUUCUGAGGCUGGUAACUCUAAUGAACUUAUCCUCUGCAGCAGAGGUAACUCUGGGUCUUCCAUUCCUGUGGCGGUCCUCAUGAGAGCCAGUUUCAUCAUAGCGCUUGAUUGUUUUUGCGACUGCAAAAGUUCUUGAAUGUUCCGUAUUGACUGACCUUUGUGUCUUAAAGUAAUGAUGGACUGUCGUUUCUCUUUGCUUAUUUGAGCUGUUCUUGCCAUAAUAUGGACUUGGUCUUUUACCAAAUAGGGGUAUCUUCAAUAAUAUAAUAAUACUUUUAGCAAAAAUGUUUAUUUUUAAUUCACAAUCUGUAGAAGCAAUGAGAAUAGAAAGGUUCAGAACCUUUGUAAAACAUCACAGUACGGUUGAAAUAUAUAUGGCAAAUAGAAAUCCUAUAUGGAUGGUGUUAAGAGAUAGAUGGGAGGUAUUGAAUAGAGUUGAAGGAUGGGACUAAUAACAAAUAACAACAAAUAAUAACAAAGAUAGCUAAUAAUGUAAGCAUACUGUGUCCAUAAUAAGUAUAUAGGUUGUAUAUUGGGAGCUUUUGGGAAAGAGCACAGUUAGAAAGAUAUGGCAUAUAGAAGCAAACCGGAUGGACAUCAUGAGAAUGAUCGGAGAGGUUGAGAGUAGAAGAAGUUCAGGAGCAAUAAAAAAUAAAAUAAAUAAAAAUAUAUAUAAUAGAAUUAUUGUAAAAUUAACUCUGUCCAUAAGGUGUAGAUAGUAAGUAUAGACCGGAAGUAGAGGCCUGGGCUUUGUUGUUCACUAAUUUACUCCAAGUAGGGAAAGGAUGGUGGGGUUGAAAAGUAACAAAGGGGAGUAUAUAUAUAAAAAAUAAAAAAAACAUGGGGGAUUGGAAGUGAUGCAGACAAUUACAUUGAUAGAAGAUACAAUCUAUCUGCAAUAUUAAGCUGAUCCAUUCCCCCCCAAUUUUUUUUAAAUAAAAAAUUAAUAAAAAAUUAAAAAAUAGGGGUAUCUUCUGUAUACUCCCCCUACCUUGUCACAACACAACUGAUUGGCUCAAACGCAUUAAGAAGGAAAUAAAUUCCACAAAUUAACUUUUAAGAAGGCACACCUGUUAAUUGAAAUACAUUCCAGGUGACUACCUCAUUUUUUUUAUUUUAUUUUUUAUUUAACUAGGCAAGUCAGUUAAGAACAAAUUCUUAUUUACAAUGACGGCCUACACCGGCCAAACCCGGACGACGCUGGGCCAAUUGUGCGCCGCCCUAUGGGACUCCCAAUCACGGCCGGUUGUGAUACAGCCUGGAAUCGAACCAGGGGGUCUUUAGUGAUGCCUCAAGCACUGAGAUGCAGUGCCUUAGACUGCUGCACCACUCAUGAAGCUGGUUGAGAGAAUUCCAAGUGUGUGCAAAGCUGUCAUCAAGGCAAAGGGUGGCUAUUUGAAGAAUCUGAAAUAUAAAAUAUAUUUUGAUUUGUUUAACACUUAUUUUGGUUACUACAUGAUUCCAUAUGUGUUAUUUCAUAGUUUUGAUGUCUUCAAUAUUAUUCUACAAUGUAACAAUUAGUCAAAACAAAGAAAAACCCUUGAAUGAGUAGGUGUGUCCAAACAUCUGACUGGUAGUGUAUUUUCAGGGUUUGCCUUCUUGGGCACAUAAGUUGCAGACUUACAACUUACAAGUGAUAUUCAGUGAUAUGAAGGGAGCGAAGUGACACAGAGCACAAUGAGUGCCAUGACAUGAUGAGCUUUGUGUUGUGUUCUCUGGCCUGACCUUCCAUCAUCCCACAUCAGCCCACAAUGACAAGACUGUGAUGACCUAAGCAGGCAAAAAUAAGAUGCAGAAAUCCCCCUUCUUCUCCUCCUACCCCCUCCUCCUUCUCUAUGUGCCCAGCUUGCGAUGUCCACUGGGGACACACACUGACCCCUGUGUGGUCUGUUAGCCUCUGUAUGUGUCCCAAAUGGCACCCUAUUCCUUAUAUAGUGCACAACUUUUAACCAGAGCCCCAUGCGCCCUGGUCAAAAGCAGUGCACUACAUAGUGAAUAGGGUGUCAUUUAGGACGAAACCUUUUUCUACUUUGGUUGGCAAGGGUGGCAUUGCACUCAUGGAGGAGCAAAGAACGAUUCAACCGAUUCACAACAGAUACAGUGGCUUUUCAUUGUUGAGUAUGAGAUAAUAGCCUGUAGCUAUAACAACAGUGAAUACUAUGCCCCCAAUUUGACCUCUGGUCACUCCUCUUAGUUUAGUGGCUUAUUCUCAUCCUUUGGCUAACCUUUAGGCUACAAUAAGAUGAUUCACUUGGACUUGUAGGUCAAAGAAAUGUACAGUGCAUUCGGAAAGUAUUCAGACCCCUUGACUUUUUCCACAUUUUGUUACGUUACGUCACCUAUCCUUAUUCUAAAAUUGAUUAAUUGUUUUUUUCCUCAUCAAUCUACGCACAAUACCCCAUAAUGUCAAAGCAAAACUGGUUUUUAGAGUAUUUUUUUGCAAAAAUACAAAAUAAAAAUAUCACAUUUACAUAAGUAUUCAGACCCUUUACUCAGUACUUUGUUGAAGCACCUAGUGGCAGUGAUUACAGCCUCAAGUGUUCUUGGGUAUGACACUACAAGCUUGGCACACCUGUAUUUGGGGAGUUUCUCCUAUUCUUCUCUGCAAAUCCUCUCAAGCUCUGUCAGGUUGGAUGUUCGAUGAUGUUCGAUCGGGUUCAAGUCUGGGCUCUGGCUGGGCCACUCAAGGACAUUCAGAGACUUGUCCCGAAGCCACUCCUGCGUUGUCUUGGCUGUGUGCUUAGGGUUGUUGUCCUGUUGGAAGGUGAACCUUCGCCCCAGUCUGAGGUCCUGAGCGGUCUGGUGCACGUUUUCAUCAAGGAUCUCUCUGUACUUUGCUCCGUUCACUUUUCCCUCAAUCCUUGCUAGUCUCCCAGUUCCUGCCACUGAAAGACAUCCCCACAGCAUGAUGCUGCCACCACAAUGCUUCACCGUAGGGAUGGUGCCAGAUUUCCUCCAGCUGUGACGCUUGGCAUUCAGGCCAAAGAGUUCAAUCUUGGUUUCAUCAGACCAGAGAAUCUUGUUUCUCAUGGUCUGAGAGUCCUUUAGGUGCCUUUUGGCAAACUCCAAGCGGGCUGUCAUGUGCCUUUUACUGAGGAGUGGCUUCCGUCUGGCCACUCUACCAUAAAGGCCUGAUUGGUGGAGUGCUGCAGAGAUGGUUGUCCUUCUGGAAGGUUCUCCCAUUUCCACAGAGGAACUUUGGAGCUCUGUCAGAGUGACCAUCGGGUUCUUGGUCACCUCCCUGACCAAUGCCCUUCUCCCCCGAUUGCUCAGUUUGGCCAGAUAGCCAGCUCUAGGAAGAGUCUUGGUUGUUCCAAACUUCUUCCAUUUAAGAAUGAUGGAGGCCACUGAGUUCUUGGGGACCUUCAAUGCUGCAUAAAUGUUUUGGUACCCUUCCCCAUAUCUGUGUCUCAACACAAUCCUGUCUCGGAGCUCUAUGGACAAUUCCUUCGACCUCAUGGCUUGGUUUUUGCUCUGACAUACACUGUCAACUGUGGGACCUCAUAUUGACAGGUGUGUGCCUUUGCAAAUCAUGUCCAAUCAAUUUAAUUUACCACAGGUGGACUACAAUCAAGUUGUAGAAACAUCUCAAGUAUGAUCAUUGGAAACAAGAUGCACCUGAGCUCAAUUUCGAGUCUCAUAGCAAAGGGUCUGAAUACUUAUGUAAAUAAGGUAUUUCUGUUUUUUAUUUUAAUACAUUUGGAAAAAAAAUAAUCUAAAAACGUGUUUUUGCUUUGUCAUUAUGGGGUAGUGUGUGUAGAUUGAUGAGGAAUUAUUUUUAUUUUUUCAAUUUUAGAAUAAGGCUGUAACGUAACAAAAUGUGGCAAAGGUCAAGGGGUCUGAAUACUUUCCGAAUGCACUGUAUCUAAUGCAAUUUUCAUAUCUCAUGUUUUUUUUUUUAUGUUAUGAAUAUUGACAAAUUGAUUGUGUUAUGCUUAAGGUCCAGCUUUAAGACUGUACUAAAUUACAUAAUUUGAUGUUAGAACUAGUAUCUGGUUGUGUAAAGUUCAUUUACAUUUGUUUAAAACAUGUUUUAGUCAUUUAGUAGAUGCUCUUAUCCAGAGCGACUUACAGGAGCAAUUAGGGUUAAGUGCCUUGCUCAAAGGCACGUCAACAGAUUUUUCACCUAGUCGGCUUGGGGAUUCAAACCAACGAACUUUCGGUUACUGGCCUAACGCUCUUAACUACUAGGUGGCCUGCCGCCCCUAUUUAUUGUUGAAGACUAGGCGGGAUCGCUCAAAGGGAUAUAUGUGCAGUACGCCUGGGUAAUUUAAUUGUGCUCUUAUCUAUUCAAUCAGGAAAUGCUAUCCUUUUGAGUCCUGUGGAGAGGGAUUUCAGCAUUCUGCAUUAAUAAUGGGGAGAUUGGUUGGUGUUGAACGGGCCAACUAGUGGCCUGGUUUGGUUACUACGCUCGGUGUGGGGAUCAGUGAGUCUGUCACUUCUACUGUAAAACCAUACAGUAGAGUAGACUGCUUGAACUAAGAUUUUUUUCAAGUAAAGUUAACUUUGCACAAACAUGGACUUUACAACGACAUCAGAACGGUUCUCUGUCCAAAAGUACAAAAGGAAUGAGAGUGCAGAUGAGAAAAAUAACACAUUUGGGAGAUUUCUUGUCUUAUUUACCCAUAUUAGGCAAACUAACUUCAACAAUAACAACAUCAACAUCAACACAUAAUGGAGAGGAUGUUGUAUGUUCUGGUGUUGUCUUUAACAAGUCUUCUAAAAGCGAGAUCCAGACAGAAUUCAAUAAACAUUUGAACCUACUAAGCUUAGACUACAUUACAUUUGUACAGCACUGAUUAGAUUUAAAGACCUAGCUACUUCCUUAGAUGUUUCCUCAAAACCCACAUUAAUUGAGAGGGUAAAUAUACAUGUACAUAUACAUACAUGUAUUACAGUAUGUACUUGAUCUUUUUAGAAACAGUAACCUUUCAGCUCUUCCACUGUGUUGGUGUUUUUUUGUAUGUGUGAGUAUAGUCAGUGUAGUUAUAAAAAUAUAAUCACAGAUCCUACCAAUUACGACCCAUUUCAGACCAACUUGUAUCGGGAUGCCGUUGUAGUGAUUCUAUUUCUAUGGGUAAACUGAUGGGGAACCAGGGAGAGUUAGUUGAGACUUGAGGCUGAAACUGAAAAGCAAAUAAAUGCAGCCAACAUCCCCGGGCCUCCCGGCUGUAAGCAUGCAACAGAGCGGUUGGAUUUCCCAUAAGACACAAAGGGGCCAAGCUUCAAAAUUGGCUCAGGCCGAAACUUCUGGCUUCAAUUUAUUUCUGGAGCAGUCACUGCUGAUUUUAAUUAGUUGAACGUUUGUGGCAGGGGCUUUUUUUUGUUGCUUACCCUUUUUAGUUGUAUUCUUUCUCUAUUUCUCCCUCCCCUCAUUGGUCUUUGUGUGUGUGUGUGUGUGUGUGUGUGUGUGUGUGUGUGUGUGUGUGUGUGUGUGUGUGUGUGUGUGUAUUUUGAUGGUUGGCAUUGGCCAACAUCUGGAAGCCUUUGUGAAAUAUGUGUACAGCUUCUUUUAAUGUUUGCGUAGUUUUGUUAGAUCACCAUCCCUCUCAGAGUGAUAAAAAUCCCUCAUCUGGCUUGAAUCAGCCAUUAAUAUUGUUGUGAUGUGGAAACACAAGCAGGGAGGGAACGGCAGAUAACAUGUGUGGGAAGAAACACUCACAAUGCCUUCUAGAGCCUGUGUCAAACCACGGCACCACAGGCAUCUCUCUCUCUCCCCCCCACACCCUUCAAACCAGGCCUGGGCCAAAUACAUAUUCACUGUGUUUCAUUUACAAUCAAAAACUUAUUUGAAAAAGGUUUGGAAUCUAUUAUAUACUUUAUACAUAAGUGAAAUUGUAUAAUAAAAUGUAAGUAUGUUGAAUAACAUCCAGUGACUACUAAAGCUUCCAUGUAUGUAAGUAUACAAUUGUCUCUACCAAGAGGUCUGGACCGUUAUGGCAGAGGAAUGGGAAUGCCCUACUCUGGCUGUUCAUGGUAGACCCACUGCUGGUGGGGAAUAAAUAAUGUAUUUCAAUGUCAUGCAUUUUGGUUUGGAAGCACCCUCAAAGGCCUAUAGUAUGAGGCACAGAGUAAAAUUGGGACAAUGUCUGCAGACCUUCACACAUUAUGGAUAUCCUAUCCCAGUCCUUUCCUUAUCUAGAUGAACCAGGGGUGCGUCCCAAAUGGAAUCCUAUUCCCUUCAUAGUGCACUACUUUUGUCCAGUUUUGAUCAGGACCCAUAGGGCUGUGGUCAAAAGUAGUGCACUAUACAGAGAAUAGGGUGCCAUUUGGGAUACAGCCCAGGGCUGUGCCUGCAACUUAUCUGAUGUGGCUUUUCACAAUCCAAAGGGUGUGCUCUAAACAGCAGAACAUUUGGCAGUUUGGUGUGAUAACGAUAUCGUUUUGGAGAUAUAUCAAAACUUGAUUUGAAAGUUAACAUUGUGUUCUCUCGAAGAAUGAUUUGAUAACCUGUUUAACCUAUUGUCACAGAGCCAUGUAAAGUAGUAUAGCCUGGUCCUAUGGUUCUGUUUUGUGCCAGCCAUUCUAUACAAAGCCUGAACUGCUUUCCUCUGGUUAUUGUGCGUGUGUGUGUGUGUGCGUGCGCGUGCCAGCACGUGUGAACGCGCUUACAUGUGUGCAUGUGUGUGUAUUCCACAGGCCUUCCCAUCCUCUCCUUCAAACACAUCAAGACCAGCCUGUGUAAGUGGUGUGACUACUCCAGCCCUAUCUGUGAGGACAGUGUGUGUUACACCAACUGUUCCCUCUCCUCCUUCUGUAAUCUGAGUGAAGAGAUCUGCGUUGCAAUAUGGUAAGUGUGAAGGUUUCCCAAGUUCAAGUUUAUUUGCCAUAGGCUAUAUAAUGAAUGAGCCUCUCACAUUUAAAACAGCAAGAACGUUCAGGACAAAUACAUACAAAUAUGCAUACAACAACUAGUAAUGUUGAUCUGGUAUAGCUUAUAGCUUCCUAUUCAAGGUACAGUAUAUUUAUGCAAUAAGGCCGAAGGAGUAUAUUUAUGCAAUAAGGCCCGAGGAGUUGUGGUAUAUGGCCAAUAUUCCACGGCUAAGAGCUGUUCUUAUGCAUAAUGCAACACGGAGUGCCUACAUACAGCCCUUAGCAGUGGUAUAUUGGUCAAAUACCACAAACCCCGAGGUGCCUUAUUGCUAUUAUAAACUGGUUACCAACGUAAUUGGAGCAGUAAAAAUAAAUGUUUUGUCAUUACCGUGGUAUACCACGGCUGUCAGCCAAUCAGCAUUCAGGGCUCGACCCACCCAGUAUAUAAUGUCUGAUAUUCCACAGCUUUCAGGCAAUCAGCAUCCAGGACCCAAACUACCCAGUUUAUAAUUCCCAAUAUACCCCCUCACUGGACUCUUAUGCUGCUCUACUACAAUAAGUAUCCUCAUCAUGCCAAUGAUGUGUAUCAUCAGCAUCAUACAUAAUUAAAAAAUGCAAGAAAUACUUGAAAAGAGUAAACUAUUUAUUGAAUGAGAGACAAAAAAAGAAAACACCCUGUAAACAGGAUAUACAGUAGUUCAUUUGUGUAUCCUAGACUUUAAAUGAAUUGGCCAGUAUGUUUUUUUAUUGAACGAUUCUGAUCAGAAAUUAUGAGGGAUGGUGAGGAGUGGGGCAUUUUUAUGCUAUUGUCAUGAUCAUUGAGAGACGGGUCAGACCAAGGUGCAGCGUGGUAUGCGAACAAAAAACAACAAAAGGCAACGAAACGUGAUGUCGGAAGGCUAUACACAAACACACCAAAACACAAACAAGAUCCCACAACCCAGGCAGGAAAACUGGCUGCCUAAGUAUGAUCCCCAAUCAGAGACAACGAGCGACAGCUGCCUCUGAUUGGGAAUCAUACCCGGCCAAACAUAGAAAUAUAACAACUAGAAUCUAAACAUAGAUAUACAACAACAUAGAACUAAACAUGCACACCCUGACCAAACUAACUAGAGUUCUAGAGGUCAGGGCGUGACAGCUAUGUUUGCAAUGAGGAGGACAAAGUCAAUUGUGGCUCUAUUUGAUUGUUGCUCUCAGUCUGGUAUGCUGGGCCCUGGUGGUCAAACCUCUACAGUAAUAAAGAUAUAGUUCCCUAUGGGCCCUUGUCAAAAGUGGUUCAUGUUAUAGGAAAUAGUGUGCCACUGUAUCAUUUGGUACGCAUUCUUGGUCUUAGUUCUUCCCCUCCUAGCCCAGGGUGGUUGUUUCUGUGAAGUUUAUUGGCUGUUCCAAUGGCACCCUAUGGGCCCUGGUCAACAGUAGUGCACUACAUAGGGAAAUGGUGCCAUUUGGGAUGCAUACGGAUUGAAAGAGACUGGUGUUAUUGAGACUGGUGUGUUGGCAGGCAGGAUACGAAAGCAGAUUGGAUUGACCAUUUGUAAAAUAAAAACGUACAAUCCACUCUAGCAAAUCAUGCAUAACAAUUCCACACAAAACCACAAAAGUAAAAAGGCAACUUCCCAGACACAUUAUUCCUAUUAUACACUGCUCAAAAAAAUAAAGGGAACACUAAAAUAACGCAUCCUAGAUCUGAAUGAAUGAAAUCAUCUUAUUAAAUACUUUUUUCUUUACAUAGUUGAAUGUGCUGACAACAAAAUCACACAAAAAUUAUCAAUGGAAAUCAAAUGUAUCAACCCAUGGAGGUCUGGAUUUGGAGUCACCCUCAAAAUUAAAGUGGAAAACCACACUACAGGCUGAUCCAACUUUGAUGUAAUGUCCUUAAAACAAGUCAAAAUGAGGCUCAGUAGUGUGUGUGGCUUCCACGUGCCUGUAUGACCUCCCUACAACGCCUGGGCAUGCUCCUGAUGAGGUGGCGGAUGGUCUCCUGAGGGAUCUCCUCCCAGACCUGGACUAAAGCAUCCGCCAACUCCUGGACAGUCUGUGGUGCAACGUGGCGUUGGUGGAUGGAGCGAGACAUGAUGUCCCAGAUGUGCUCAAUUGGAUUCAGGUCUGGGGAACGGGCGGGCCAGUCGAUAGCAUCAAUGCCUUCCUCUUGCAGGAACUGCUGACACACUCCAGCCACAUGAGGUCUAGCAUUGUCUUGCAUUAGGAGGAACCCAGGGCCAACCGCACCAGCAUAUGGUCUCAUAAGGGGUCUGAGGAUCUCAUCUCGGUACCUAAUGGCAGUCAGGCUACCUCUGGCGAGCACAUGGAGGGCUGUGCGGCCCCCCAAAGAAAUGCCACCCCACACCAUGACUGACUCACCACCAAACCGGUCAUGCUGGAGGAUGUUGCAGGCAGCAGAACGUUCUCCACGGCGUCUCCAGACUCUGUCACAUCUGUCACAUGUGCUCAGUGUGAACCUGCUUUCAUCUGUGAAGAGCACAGGGCGCCAGUGGCGAAUUUGCCAAUCUUGGUGUUCUCUGGCAAAUGCCAAACGUCCUGCACGGUGUUGGGCUGUAAGCACAACCCCCACCUGUGGACGUUGGGCCCUCAUACCACCCUCAUGGAGUCUGUUUCUGACCGUUUGAGCAGACACAUGCACAUUUGUGGCCUGCUGGAGGUCAUUUUGCAGGGCUCUGGCAGUGCUCCUCCUGCUCCUCCUUGCACAAAGGCGAAGAUAGCAGGCCUGCUGCUGGGUUGUUGCCCUCCUAUGGCCUCCUCCACGUCUCCUGAUGUACUGGCCUGUCUCCUGGUAGCGCCUCCAUGCUCUGGAUACUACGCUAACAGACACAGCAAACCUUCUUGCCACAGCUCGCAUUGAUGUGCCAUCCUGGAUGAGCUGCACUACCUGAGCCACUUGUGUGGGUUGUAGACUCCAUCUCAUGCUACCACUAGAGUGAAAGCACCGCCAGCAUUCAAAAGUGACCAAAACAUCAGCCAGGAAGCAUAGGAACUGAGAAGUGGUCUGUGGUCACCACCUGCAAAACCAGUCCUUUAUUGGGGGGUGUCUUGCUAAUUGCCUAUAAUUUCCACCUGUUGUCUAUUCCUUUUGCACAACAGCAUGUGACAUUUAUUGUCAAUCAGUGUUGCUUCCUAAGUGGACAGUUUGAUUUCACAGAAGUGUAAUUGACUUGGAGUUACAUUGUGUUGUUUAAGUGUUCCCUUUAUUUUUUUGAUCAGUGUAUAUAGUUCAGCCAUUUCAGUUUACUAGUUUGAUAAAUAACUUCUAAAUAAUUUGUGUGUGUGUGUGUGUGUGUGCGCCUGCAUGUGUGUUUGCCUGCGCGUAUGUGUGCGCCUGUACACGUGUGUGUACGUCUGCCUGCUCACCUGCCUGCCUCCCUCUCUGCCUGCCUGAUUUUGUGGGUUUCCAUGUGUCCCAGGCGGAAGGACAACCAGAGUAUGAGUGUGAAGACGUUAUGCCACCAGCCCCAGCAGCCCCUGGAGAACAUCAUGUUGUCCAACUACUCCUCCAGCGAGUGUGUGAUGGCUCCUCAGCCCUCUGAGGACGGGGUCCUGUUCAUCUGUGGCUGCCUGGGAGAACAUGAGUGCAACGAUAAGCUCAUAUUUGACAAGGGCUCCAAUGGUAACAGCACUAUUUUUUACUCUGGAACCAGGCGCAGUGUACAUGAUGCAACCAGACAAAUUUUAAACUGAAAAGUAUUUCAUUAUGAUUAUGUAAGUAUUUGAUGAUUAAUUAGGAUUAUUAGAAGUUAGUCUAUCAAUAAAAAAUGCAACGUGAGGAAAAAGGAGAAACAUGUAUAGUGCCUUCAGAAAGUAUUCAUACCCCUUGACUUAUUCCACAUUUUGUUACAGCCUGAAUUCGAAAUGGAUUCAAUAUAAAAAAAAAUCACCCAUCUACACACAAUACCCCAUAAUGACAAAGUGAAAACAUGUUUUUAGAAAUGUUUGCAAAUUUAUUGAAAAUGAAAUACAGAAAUAUCUUAUUUACAUAAGUAUUCACACCCCUGAGUCAAUACUAUGUAGAAGCACCUUUGGUGCAAAUGUAACUCUUUUCCACAGAUUUUCAAUGGGAUUCAAGUCUGGGCUUUGACCGGGCCACUCAAGGACUUUCACAUUCUUGUUCUGAAGCCAUUCUAGCAUUGCUUUGGCUGUAUGCUUGGGGUCAUUGUCCUGUUGGAACGUAAAUCUUCGCCCCAGUCUAAGGCAGUUUGCACUCUGAAGCAGGUUCUCCUCAAGGAGUUGCCUGUAUUUGGCUCCAUUCAUUGUUCCCUCAUCCUUACCAGUCUCCCAGUCCCUGCCGCUGAAAAGCAUCCCUAUAGCAUGAUGCUGCCACAACCAUGCUUCACGGUAGGGAUGGUGUUAGACGGGUGAUGAGCUGUGUCUUGCUUGCUCCAGACAUUGCUCUUUGCAUUCAGGCCAAAGAGUUACAUUUGUCUCAUCAGACCACAGAAUAUUUUGCUCUGAGUCUUUCACAUGCCUUUUUGCAAACUCCAGGCGUACUGUCAUGUGCCUUUUUCUCAGGAGUGGAUUCCGUCUGGCCACUCUCCCAUAAAGCCCAGAUUGGUGAAGUGCUGUAGAGACUGUUGUCCUUCUGGCAGGUUCUGUCAUAUCAGCUAAGGAACUCUGUCGUUCUCUCAGAUUGGUCAUUGGUUUCUUGGUCACCUCCUUGACCAAGGUCCUUUUUGCCAGGUUGCGCAGUUUGGUCAGACGGCCAGCUCUAGGCAGAGUGGGUAGUUCCAUAUUUUUUCAAUUUCCCAAUGAUGGAGACCACUGUGCUCUUGGAAACUUUCAACACUCUAGAAAUUGUUUUAUACCCUUCCCCAGAUAUAUGCCUCAUCACAAUUCUAACUCGGAGAUCUACGGACAGUUCCUUGUACUUCAUGGUAUAGUUUCUGUUCUGACAUGCACUGUCAACUGUGGGACCUUAUAUAGACAGGUGUGUUUCUUUCUAAAUCAUGUCCAAACAAUUGAAUUGUCCACAGGUGGACUCCAAUCAAGUUGCAGCGACAUCUCAAGGAUGAUCAAAGGAAAUUGGAUGCACCUGAGCUCAAUUUUGAGUGUCAUAGCAAAGGGGUGUGAAUGCUUAUGUAAAUGAGAUAAUUUUGUAUUUCAUUUUCAAUAAAUUUGCACAAAUUUCUAAAAACAUGUUUUCGCUUUGUCAUUAUGGGGUAUUCUGUGUAGAUGGGUGAGAAAAAAAAAAAAUUCAUCGAUUUUGAAUUCAGGCUGUAAAACAACAAGAUGUGGAAUAAGUCAAGGGGUAUGAAUACUUUCUGAAGGCACUUUAAAUGUAAAUACAAAAUGUAGUAGUAGUAAUGUUGUAUACUUACCUAUGAUCAGAUUCCAUGUUGUCUUCACUGUGUUUUUAACUGUGUCCUCAGGUUUUUCCAAGCCCAAGAGUAAAGAUGUGAUCCCAGUGGUAGUGAUCAGCCUGGUUCCUCCCUUCUUAGUGGCUAUCAUCGCUUCCAUGGCUUUCUACCUGUACCGCACCAAACAGCCCGGCAAGCAGCCCAAAGACUGGGCUCCCAAACACACACACUACCAGGUGGGUGGAACACUGAAAAAUAUAAUAGCUUCCAGUUGGUUAUGUCUGUGUUCCAACUGGCACCCUAUUCCCUACAACAUAGGUCCCUGGUCAAAAGUAGUGCAGUAUAUAGAGAAUAGGGUGCUAUUUGGGACACAGACAAAACCAACUAGAAGCAAUUCAUAAAAAGCUGUCAACUAAAAUUCCCCAUUGGAUGGGUUGCUAAAGGCGACUUGAUACAUAACUACAAAUAUAGAUAAUUCAUUCAUUCAUUCACCAGGCCUUGGACAUCCCAGAGGGCCUUAGUGGGGACGCCAUCACCGGCGGUGAGGACUGCCAUGGCAAGCUGUCAGCCAUCAAUGGCGACAUCACCUCUGACAUGUGUCCUGUCCGGGCCAAUAACUUCAACCACAACAUGGAGCAGCUGCCUAUCCAGCUGGAAGCCUUGGUGGGGAAGGGUCGCUUCGCUGAGGUGUGGCGGGCCAAGCUCCACCACCAGGCUGCUGGUUCUCUGUACGAGACAGUGGCAGUGAAGGUGAGGGUUUUUACCUCUCCCCUGUUUUGUUUCCCUUCUCCCCUUUUUUGACUGAGUCCUAAAUGGCACCAUAUUCCCUAUAUAACUCACUGCUUUUGACCAGGGCCCAUUGGGCUCUGGUCAAAAUUAGUACACUAUGUAGGAAAAAGGUUGUCAUUCGGUACACAGUCUUUGUUUUCCCUCUCUCCUUUAAUUUAUUAGUAUUUUUCUGUAAAGUGUUUUGAAUGAAUGAAUACCUUAUUGUCCCUUUAGGGGAAAUUUGUCUAGCAACAAAUCGUAGCCCUAGGCAUACACAUACACAAAAACACAGGACAUACAACACUUCACUUAUGUGCAACACAUAUCACAGGACAUACUUCAGACAGACAUACACUGUAGAUGAAUACUGUAAGUGUGGGGUUGGUUUAUAGUCCGUCUGUGUUUAGGAAUCUGAUGCUGGUUGGAGUGAAUGACUUGCGUGCCCGGUUUGUUCUGCAGAGUGGGGUUUUGAGUCUUCGGCCGGACUGUAACAUGUUAUAUUGGUCGUACAGAGGGUGUGUGAUGUCUUUAUUGAUGUGAUUUUCAUGUGAUAUAACACUUUGAAUACAUUUUUAUUUGAAGAUCUUCCCGUCUGUGGAGUACGUGUCCUGGAGUAAGGAGAGGACCAUCUUCUCUGACGCCAACCUGGAGCACGACAAUGUGGUUAAAUUCCUGACAGCAGAGGAGCGAGGGCCCUCCGGCUCCCCUCAGAGGCAGUACUGGCUGGUCAUGGCCUAUUACAGCCUUGGGAACCUGCAGGUAUGUUUGUCUUUGUUUUUUUUUUGGUUAUUGCUUGGUUGAUUGAGGCCUGGAUCCAAUCGAAGUGACGUUGUCGACAAGCGUAUUGCAUUUGAAUUCUAAAGGUAAUUAACGCUUAAGCCAACAUCCGCAGCGUUUACCGUGAAUGUGGUCUCUGUGAACGUUGGAGAAAUUGCCUUUAAAAGGCUAAAGGGCGACUAGACACGAAAAUUGAUUUAAUUUGUUCAUUCAUUCAACCAUCCAUCCAUUCAUUUCAGGACUUCCUGGCGGGCCACGUGUUGAGCUGGGCUGAGUUUUGUGCUAUGGCUGGGUCGGUGGCUCAAGGAUUGGCCCACCUUCACAGUGAUACCACCCCCUGUGGGAUCCCCAAGGUGCCCGUGGCCCACCGCGAUCUGAAGAGCAGCAACAUCGUGGUGAAGAGCAGAAGAGAGUGUGCCCUCUGUGACUUUGGUCUGGCUCUGAGGCUGGACCUCUCCCUCACCGUGGAUGACUUUGCCAACAGUGGCCAGGUAAGGUGGAACAGGUGUAAUACCCAACGUAGUCGCUAAGGGAACCUGGUAUCAGAGUUCCACUCUAGCUACAGCAACUAUGAAGUAGGCCUAUGCAUGCUGCCUUCUGACACAAUUACUGUAUCUGUGAAAAUGUCUUACAGAAAAUAACAACAUAUUAAAUUGUAGAGUCCUGGUUGAAUGCCACCUUAAAUAAAAAAUAUGCUAUAUGAAUGAAAUUGUAUUAUAAAGCAGUGCUAAAACCAGAAUGAACCAGCAGGCCCCUCAUAUAUUGUUUCUUUGUUUAAUGUACAGAUGUAGGAUCUUAAUUUGAGCCAGUUUGUUACAGCAGGAUAAUUAUUAUGUGGAUUAUAAUUAAUGAACCCUGUAUGGGUUGAUCAAUUUUUCAAAUGGGAAAAUCAAGUCUGAAAUUUCACAGUGGAAAUUACAAACUUCAAAAGCGUUUUUAAACCUCAAAUAAACUACAAGUUUAAAAAGGACAGUUCUCCUGCAACAGGGUGAUCAAAUGUAUAUCUACAGCUGUACUGUCACUGUCCCUUGUUGUCCAGGUGGGUACAGCUCGCUACAUGGCCCCUGAGGUGUUGGAGUCCAGGGUGAAUCUGGAGGAUCUGGAGGCCUUUAAACAGAUGGAUGUCUACUCCAUGUCCCUGGUCCUCUGGGAAAUGGUGUCCCGCUGCGAAGUCAUAGGCGGUACAUUAAGCUAUUCUACUACGGGCUGAUUCAGGGGUAACAUAGACUGUGAUGAAAGGGCACUGUAAAUGUAGAAUAGAUGAUGAAUAACAAAGGAUUUACAGUGUGUUUCCUGUAUUUUCAUAGAGGUGAAGAGUUAUGAGCAGCCCUUUGGCUCUAAGGUGUGUGACCAGCCGUGUGUGGACAGCAUGAGGGACCUUGUCCUGAGGGACAGGGGCAGACCUGAGAUACCCACCAGCUGGAAAACACAUCAGGUACACUGUGUUGUGUGUGUGUGUGUUUGAGUGCAUGGUGAGGGAACUGGGUAGUCAGCACUUCUCAGCCCAUUGAGGCCGGUAUUCAAUACGAGCGCUCUAGUCGACAAUGUGGCUGUUGAAGGAAAUGUUACCGCGUUCAUGGAGAUUGCAUUUAAGGUAAACGCUGCAGAUGUCAGCUCAAUUGGAAAUUACCUUUAAAUGUGAAGCGUGCUAUAGCGAGGUUUCCGAUUGAAUCCCGGCCUGCAUGAUAACCUAUGAUAACAAUUUACAAUCACAUCACCUAUAAUUCACAUUGGUUGUCAACAGGUUUGGGGUCAAUUAUAUUCCAAUUCAACCAAUACAGAAAGUAAACUGAUGGAAGUAUAUAUACAUACAGUACCAGUCAAAGGUUUGGACACAUCUACUCAUUCCAGGGUUUUGUAGAAUAAUAGUGAAGACAUCAAAACUAUGAAAUAACACAUAUGGAAUCAUGCAGUAACCAAAAAAGUGUUUAACAAAUCCAAAUAUAUUUUAUAUUUGAGAUUCUUCUCAUAGCCACCCUUUGCCUUGAUGACAGCUUUGCACACUCUUGGCAUUCUCUCAACCAGCUUCACCUGGAAUGCGGCCUCCGACCGCAAGGCACUACAGAGGGUAGUGCGUACGGCCCAGUACAUCACUGGGGCCAAGCUUCCUGCCAUCCAGGACCUCUAUACCAGGCGGUGUCAGAGGAAGGCCCUUAAAAUUGUCAGACUCUAGCCACCCUAGUCAUAGACUGUUCUCUCUGCUACCGCACGGCAAGCGGUACCGGAGUGCCAAGUCUAGGUCCAAAAGACUUCUCAACAGCUUCUACCCCCAAGCCAUAAGACUCCUGAACAGCUAAUCAUGGCUACCCAGACUAUUUGCACUGCUCCCCCCCACCCCCACCCCCACCCCAUCUAUUUACGCUGCUGCUACUCUGUUAAUUAUUUAUGCAUAGUCACUUUAACUCUACCCACAUGUAUAUAUUACCUCAACUACCUCAACUAGCCGGUGCCCCCGCACAUUGACUCUGCACCGGGUCCCCCUGUAUUUAGCCUCCCUACUGUUAUUUAAUUUGACUUCUGCUCUUUUUUUCUCAACACUUUUUUGUUGUUGUUUUAUUUUACUUUGUUAUUAAAAAAUAAAUGCAUUGUUGGUUAAGGGCUGUAAGUAAGCAUUUCACGGUAAUGUCUACACCUGUUGUAUUCGGCGCAUGUGGCCAAUAAAAUUUUACUUUAUUUGAUUUGAUUUUCCAACAGUCUUGAAGAAGUUCCCACAUAUGCUUAGCAUUUGUUGUCCGCUUUUCCUUCACUCUGCCGUUGACUCAUCCCAAACCAUCUCAAUUGGGUUGAGGUCGGGGGAUUGUGGAGGCCAGGUCAUCUCCAUCACUCUCCUUCUUCGUAAAAUAGCCCUUACAUAGCCUGGAGGUGUGUUCGGUCAUUGUCCUGUUAAAAAUCUAAUGAUAGUCCCACUAAGCCCAAACCAGAUGGGAUGGCGAAUCGCUGCAGAAUGCUGUGGUAGCCAUGCUGGUUAAGUGAGACUUGAAUUCUAAAUAAAUCACAGACAGUGUGACCAGCAAAGCACUCCCACACCAUAUCAUCUCCUCCUCCAUGCUUUAUGGUGGGAACUACACGAGGAGAGACAUGGCAGUUGUAACCAAAAAUCUCAAAUUUGGACUCCAGACCAAAGGACACAUUUCCACCAGUCUAAUGUCCAUUGCUUGUGUUUCUUGGCCCAAGCAGGUCUCUUCUUAUUAUUUUUGUCCUUUAGUAGUGGUUUCUUUGCAGCAAUUCGACCAUGAAGGCCUGAUUCACACAGUCCCCUCUGAACAGUUGAUGUUGAGAUGUGUCUGUUACUUGAACUUUGUGAAGCAUUUAUUUGGGCUGCAAUUUCUGAGGCUGGUAACUCUAAUGAACUUAUCCUCUGCAGCAGAGGUAACACUGGGUCUUCCAUUCCUGUGCCGGUCCUCAUGAGAGCCAGAUUCAUCAUAGCGCUUGAUGGUUUUUGCGACUGCAAACCCUUGAAUGAGUAGGUGUGUCCAAACUUUUGACUGGUACUGUAUAUAUAUACAGGUAACAAACUGAGAUUAGGAGCACUCCCUUUAAGAGUUUUUCUUGAUUUUUUUUGUUGUUAUUCUGUCUCUCACUGUUCAAAUAAACCUACCAUUAAAAUUAUAGACUGAUCAUUUCUUUGUCAGUGGGCAAACAUACAAAAUCAGCAGGGGAUCAAAUACUUUUUUCCCUCACUGUAUAUAUAUAUUUUAACUUUCUGUAUUGACUAAAUAUAGUCAAUGAAUCAAACCUUCCUGGUCCUACUCUUCCCUACUGUAGGGUAUGGAUCUGCUGUGCGCCACCAUCAAUGAGUGUUGGGACCACGACCCAGAGGCCAGGCUCACAGCCCACUGUGUGGUGGAGCGCAUUGGAAGUCUAGUAAAGGAGAUGGAGCAGAGGGGGUGAGACACCGUCAACAACAGCCUCCACUGACUGUGACGUGGACACUUUGGCCCCUGAAACAGACACAGAAGGACCCUCAUCCCUGGGCCGCCGACUGAGAUAGUACAAGGAUCACCAAAAAUAGACAUUUCUGUAUGAUAGAUUGAAGUCACUCUACCCUACGAACAAAAGAAAAGGGACUCAUUUUUGUAUGAUAUAUUGUUUCAUUUGAAGGAGCUGGUCUCCUGAUCGAGUUGUGUAAUAUAGCCUUUAUGAAGUGUCUUAUGAAUGCACUUUUGAACUUGUGACACUGACGAGAUUUUCUUUGUGCCCCUUGGAAAGUUUUGUGCACAGGAUUCAGGGAAGAGAGCAAACUAGCAUACCACUAAUUAUCAUCCCAACUUAACUAUUACACUGUAACAUCAUGUCAAUUUGACCAAUAACUAAAAAAGUGGAUCAGUUUCCAAAUCUGAAGUACAUAAAUCCUGUAGUGAAUGAUGACAUGGAUGCAUCACGAAUGGCACCCUGUUCCCUACUACUGUUGACCAGAGCCCUAUUGCUUUGCUAUAUACAUUGACUAGGGUGCCGUUUGGGAGGCAACAAUGGUUGUUAUUUGCUACAGUACAGAAAGCACUGUGUGUGGUGUACCAGCUAUUUAAAUUGGUCCUUGUUCCUAUUGGAGAUAAUUUACCUUACAAGAAUGAUUCCUUACCACUUUUAUUUUUCUUCUCAAAUGAACUGUUCCAUUGCCUUCUCACAGUGUGUAGCCUCAAAAGCCCCAUUUAUACCUGCCGCUUACAAGCGUUCUUCGUCCUGAUCUUGCCAGUUUACACUUCUAAGAUCUGAUCAAAAUCAGUUCA
Molecule: messenger RNA, 20909 nt
Organism: Coregonus sp. 'balchen'
Lineage: Eukaryota; Metazoa; Chordata; Actinopteri; Salmoniformes; Salmonidae
Source: the annotation of a GenBank genome assembly